GGGCUUGUUUAGCACCGCGUACACAGCGAGAAACUCCUACCCAUGCCAGCGAGUUGCCUCACGUCUAUCACUGCGGGGGCAGACGGGAUCGGACCAAACUUUUGAGAGCUCAGCAACAUGCCAUCUUUCCCCAUGUACGAGUUUGCGGACCUGGAGGAGAUGAUGUGCAAGCAGCUACUGAAUCUGGACCUGAGGGAGCAGAGCCGACCGCUACCACCCCAGAGUCUGGCAAUGAGAACAACAGGUUGCAUUGGUCAGACACGUAGCAACAUGUCGUUUUCACUGUCAUCCCUCUCCUGCCUCCCCACGGAUCCUUCAGAUGGUGCAUUACUGACCUCCAGCCAAUGGGGGCAGCAGUCAGAAAGCCCUCUGCCCUCCCAGCUUGCUAAUUCCACCCAGUGGGGGAAGUCGGGCUUCCUCUCCCAGCGCUCCAUCAGCAUGGUGGAGACCAGCAGCACCACAGCAGUGAGUCUUGGCUGGCCCGGGACUGACGUAGCGCUCUCCCAAAAUGACAUCAGCCCCACCGCACUGAACACUAGCUCAUCCUCAUCGUCCUCUUCCUCAUCACGCUAUAAGACUGAACUGUGUCGAUCUUUCACCGAGAGUGGCUUGUGCAAGUAUGGUGGGAAGUGCCAGUUUGCCCACGGGACAGACGAGCUGCGGGAUCUUAAUAGACAUCCGAAAUACAAAACGGAGCCGUGCCGUACGUUUCACACCAUCGGUUUCUGCCCCUAUGGGAUACGCUGCCACUUUGUCCACAACAACGAGGAAGAAAAGAAACACGCCACUCGUUCCUCCACGUCCUCUUCCUCCUCCGCAAGCAUUCCCCAGCAGCCAUCUUCCUCCUUCCGCUCGCACAGACCUCCCCUCGUCAGACAGAGCUUCAGUUUUGCAGGGUUCCCCUCUGCGCCCCAGCAAGCCCUUCAGCCUGCCCCUAAUGCUCACCCUCGGCCUGCCACAGCCUCUUUCACACGUGCUCCAUCGGCCUCUCCUCCCUCCUGCGCUGACAUUACUGACCUCCUUUCUCAUGCCUUCCUGGAGGUGGACUCUGCCUUCGAGGCCUCCCCUGCCCACCAGUACCAGCCCAUCAUGGGCCAGGCCACUGCAGGAGAUCCCAGGUCUCCAUUCCUUCCCUCCCCAGACUCCGGCUGUUCUCCAUGUGGGCUGUCUCCGAAUGCCUCCCCUUCCCUGCGGCUGAGUCCCAGUACUAUUGGGGUGUUUUCAGGGCCACUUGGUGCCCGAUCCCUGUCCUACACCUCUCUGUGCGACCAGGACCAGGAUGGAAGCAGCUCUGCGAGCUCCCUCAGUGGCUCCGAAUCCUGUGGCGGCAUUAGCGACGUCAACGGCAGACGCCUGGCCGUAUUCAGCCAGUUCUCUGUUCCUGAGGAUUCUACAGGGUUCUGCCUUUAGGCCGCAGUGUGCUGCGAACACAAACAUACAUAUUUGCAUACACUCAGACACAAACAUGCAGACCCAGCGUACUCUGACACACAUUAUAUUCCGUACACACAUAUCCAUGCUCAAGCACACACAAUGCUCACACACAAGAACCCUAUAAAUGCACGCACCCCCUCACACACACACACACACACACACACACACACACACACACACACACAGCACCUGGACUGACACCUCAGAUGUUCCUUGCACCUGCGUGGCAUCAAAGGAAACAAAGACUGACUCGAACGCACAGAGAGAUCCGCCUUUUAGAUUCAUGUGGUUGAAAUGUCACAGUCAUAUGUGUAAGGGAAGCGGCAGUGAUGCUGAAACUGAAACGUGUGGCGCCACCAAAACAGAGUACAUAUCAAGACAGGAGUGAAAUAGUGCCAGAAGUGGUCGAUGCUUCACCAAAAUAGUGUUUAAAAAAUCGAAUUGCGACAAAGAUAGUGUGAUCACAGUGUGAUUGGCCACAGUGCCGCCUGUUGUUGUGUCCAACCACAUUAUUUCUGUUACACCUGAGUGAUCUGAAGAACGUGAUGAAGCCAAAGACAUCUUUUGUAACUCAAAGGUUUUGAUUAUGGUGGCACAAACACACAAUGUAGGAACUUGUUUUCCACUAAUUGUACACAGUAUUGUGCUUAUAAGCUGGUGAAAGUAUUUUUUUCCUCAUAACUCUACAGUCUGAGGUAAAUUAUGACCUCAAACCUGAAUGUUAAGUUUUUUUAAAACAACUAAAGUGCCUGUUGCAUUAUUUGGCAGGUCAUGUGUUAAAACAAGAUUUGCUGGUUUGUUGGGAGAGAUGUUUGGAGGGGUGUGAGUCUUUUUAUUUAGUCAAGUAAGGUUGUGUGAGUUCAGGUCCCUCUUAAGUGUUCUUGAGUCUCACAUGCAUUAUUGACAAACUGCCACCAGUUAAAUGCCAAGCGACCAAAUUUAACCUGCCCAAUGGGAGGAGCGAGGGGGACUCGGUUUGAGAUCAGUGAAAAAAGCCAAGUGGGUUCAAUCAUACUUAAUCAAAUCUCAUGUUCAUGACAUAUAACUAACUGUAUGACUUGCCCACUGCAAAAAAAGAGGACAUGGGAAUUUUAGGGGCUUUGAUAGGUGAAGUGUGCCAGCAUAAAUAGAAGGUAUAAGAGAAACUCCAUCAAUGUUAAGACAAAAAAAACCCUGAGUUAAAGCAGGUCGUGUUUCAUGCAAGUCCUGUUUUACCUCUGGUGUUCUUCCCAAUCAAUUGUGGUGCUAAUAUAUGUAUUUUAGAUUAUCUUAAACACAAACAUUCCCAAUAGUGGGAUUCAUUUCCUCCCUUGUCCACUGGCAGCACUGGUGAUACAUUUUCAAAAUGAGUAUUUAUGUUUUUGUGGCUCGCCCCGCCAAAUUCCAUCUCUCCCGCAGUAAUAAUUCUUCCUGUUUCGCCUUUGUACUGUUACGAAUGUGUAGUGUUCCUGGGCAUGUGAACCGUGUGCCCAGGUCUGUUGCCUUACUGAGCUAGAUCCAGCAUUCUGUAGGGUUAGGGUAUGUCUGCUUAGUGUUAUAGAAAUGUUACUCGGCAGUUAUGUGUGUUUAUGAAGUAGUUGGUUAGAGGAACAGACGCUGCGCUGUUACUGGUCUAUUUAAAAUUGCCUUUUCAUCAACAUGUUUGAGGCCUGUUUAGUGUUAAAGGUGAUAAUCUUUAGUACAUUUCUUUAAUUUAUUUUAACGUAUUUAUAGAGAACUUUGAGUUGGUAAUGCUUGUAUCAAGUUUAAUAUAUUUGGUUU
Molecule: messenger RNA, 3195 nt
Organism: Epinephelus lanceolatus (giant grouper)
Lineage: Eukaryota; Metazoa; Chordata; Actinopteri; Perciformes; Serranidae
Product: mRNA decay activator protein ZFP36
Molecular function (GO): metal ion binding; mRNA binding
Source: RefSeq, a predicted model, not a curated record